UGAGCCAGGCAGUGGGCUGGCUAGCUGCAGAGGUGGAAACCCCGGCUGGAGCAGGUGGGGUCGCGCUCCUAGUUCAGGCGCAAGGAGCGUGAGCGCCGGGAGGUGGACUCGGGAUUUCAACGUACCUCAUCCACUGCCUCUGUUGAUGUCAAAUACGGAGUUAAGGUGGCUAUUGAGGGGGCUUGAGGAAAUGGUGGUAAGCCAAAAAAAAAAAAAAAAAAAAAAAAAAGGCAUAGGACGUCUAGUUCUUCAAGUUUUUGUCAGAAAAGAGCGGGAAAGCGCCCCCAUCCAGCCUGUUAAGCCGAGGGAUCGGCGAGUCUCCCAGCCCCACCCCUGCAGCAGUGAUGCAAAGAGAACAAAUCACCGACGUAGAGAGGAGGGGAAAAAAAAGAAAGAAAGAAGGAACCCCCUGGGGGUGGUGGGAGGAGAGAGCGGACGGAGUAAGCACGGAGCAGUCUCUAACCACUGGGCCAAGAGGGAGCGCUUUCUGGGGAAACAAACUACGCAUAAAUAAUUGAGUUUGGAGCCCAGUGCUUUCAGAGGCUCGGACCGCACCUCCCCAGCGCCUUCCGAGCUGAAAAGGAGCCGAGCGGGGAAAGAGGUCGGUGACGGGAGCGAGAGCAGCUCGGCCGGCGGUGGGACGCUGUGCCCGCAGACGCCCGCAAGAGGGACAGCAGGGCCCAGCGAGCAGAGCCCAGCGAGCGCAGGAAGGACAGCGCGCGACGGGCAAGGAGCCCUCGCCAGCGGCCGUGGGAAGACAGCUGGCCUCCGCGGAGGCCGCGGAGGCGCUGCAUGGACAGCAUGCGUUUCUCCGGAGGCCCCAACGAGGGGCCCGCGGACAACUCCAGCCAGGGGUGGCCCCUGUUAGCCGGCGGUGUCAACGGCAGCCGGGCAGCGGAGGCGCUCGGGGACGGCGGCAGCCCCCAGGGGGACGUGCGCAACGAGGAGCUGGCCAAGCUGGAGAUCGCCGUGCUGGCUGUGACUUUCGUGGUAGCCGUGCUGGGCAACAGCAGCGUGUUGGUGGCGCUGCACCGCACCCCUCGCAAGACGUCCCGCAUGCACCUCUUCAUCCGCCACCUCAGCCUGGCCGACCUGGCCGUCGCUUUCUUCCAGGUGCUGCCGCAGAUGUGCUGGGACAUCACCUACCGUUUCCGCGGGCCCGACGGGCUGUGCCGCGUGGUGAAGCACCUGCAGGUGUUCGGCAUGUUCGUGUCGCCCUACAUGCUGGUGGUCAUGACCGCCGACCGCUACAUUGCGGUGUGCCACCCGCUUAAGACGCUGCAGCAACCGACGCGCCGCUCGCGCCUCAUGAUCGCUGCCGCUUGGGUGCUGAGCUUCGUGCUUAGCACGCCGCAGUACUUCGUCUUCUCCAUGGUCGAGGUGAACAACGUCACCAAGGCCCGGGACUGCUGGGCCACCUUCAUCCAGCCCUGGGGUCCCCGCGCCUAUGUGACCUGGAUGACGGGUGGCAUCUUCGUGGCGCCCGUGGUCAUCCUGGGUACCUGCUAUGGCUUCAUCUGCUACCACAUCUGGCGCAACGUUCGCGGAAAGACGGCUUUGCUCCCGGGAAAGGGCGCCGAGGGCGCGAGUGGCGCUUUGCAUAAGGGGCUCCUGCUCGCGCCGUGUAUCAGCAGCGUGAAGACCAUUUCCCGCGCCAAGAUUCGCACGGUGAAGAUGACUUUUGUGAUCGUGACAGUUUACAUCGUUUGCUGGGCGCCCUUCUUCAUCCUUCAGCUGUGGUCUGUCUGGGAUGAGAAGUUUGUUUGGAUCGAAUCAGAAAACCCGGCCAUCACCAUCACUGCAUUACUGGCUUCCUUGAAUAGUUGCUGUAAUCCCUGGAUAUACAUGUUUUUUAGCGGCCAUCUCCUGCAAGACUGUGUCCACAGCUUCCCAUGCUGCCAGAACAUGAAUCAAACGUUCAACAAAGAAGAUUCUGACAGUAUGAGCAGAAGACAGACUUCUUACACUAACAACCGGAGCCCCACAAACAGUAUGGGUACAUGGAAGGACUCGCCUAAAUCGUCCAAGUCCAUCAAAUUCAUUCCUGUUUCAACCUGAGCCCACAUUCACGCAGCCUGACUCUUGUAGUGGUCUUUUGGGUCUACUGGCUGAAUCCAGCUAGAAAUCAUGGGAACAAAUGAACUUCUAAGAGAUAAGCGUCAGUUUGUUGAGUGCAAGACUGUGUUUCUAGUUGCAUUUUCUCAUUGCUAUGACCAAAAGUUAUGAAUUGUUUUAUAGGGGACGUUAAAAAAUUAAAAAAUGAUGAAAAAAUAUGCUACACUAAGAUUUGUAGGCCUAAUUUUCAGAAAUAUAAUAGAAGUUAUAGUUCUAAAGGAAAAACAUAACCACCCUGGCUUUACAUUCUGUUGUUGGUUUCCUUUCUUUUCUUUUCCUUUUAUUAUGGACAGGACUAAGGCUUGCUUGCUUUAGAAGUCAUACGAUGUAGGGGCAUUAUUUCAAACAAAGUGAGCUCAUCAUCGGCCUUAGUGUUUGAAAGGAAUUAGAAGAACCUUCAGAGAAAUUUUUUCCAUCCAAUAAAAAUCAGUUCAUGCAUCAGAAAAUGCAGCCUCAGGUGCACCUGGGUGGCUCAGUCGGUUAAGCAUCUGACUUCCGGCUCAGGUCAUGAUCUCAGAGUUCCUGAGUUCCAGCCCCACGUCCGGCUCUGUGCUGACAGCUCAGAACCUGGAGACUGCCUCAGAUUCUGUGUCUCCCUCUUUCUCUGCCCCUCUCCUACUUGCACUCUCUCUCUCUCUCUCUCUCUCUCUCUCUCUCUCUCUCUCUUUCAAAAAUAAAUAUUAAAAAAGAAAAGAAAAGAAAAUGCAGCUUCAGGCAGAGACCUGGAGAUGGGAUAGUGCCUUGGACAGGCAUGAGUUCUUGGGGCAUAUGGAGCAGGGGGUGCUUGGUUCAGAGCAGAAAGAGAAAAGUUCUGUUAAAUGCUAAAUUUCAAAAUGGUAACUUUAGAACUGACAGUUCCCUCCUUGUUUUAGGCUCCUCAUGUUGUACCAGUUAUGGAAGGUAUAAUUUAUUAAGAUGCUGAAGGUUAGAGCAAAUAUUGUCAAAUGGCUAAUAAAAUCUUUUUUCUCCCACUGCAAGGCCAUUUUAAAAUCAGAUUUAUGUAAAGAAUAUCCAGUUUUGUUAGAAGAACAGAAAUGGAUUGCCCAAGGUACUAUGUAGACUUUGUCUAGAACACUGUAAACAUAUUUUGACCAGUGUUAUAGGGUAUUCUGUGUUGUGGUGGAUAGUAACAUGAUUAUUACUUCAUGUUUGGGGUGUCCAGACUUAUAAAUAAGAGUCUCCUAAAGAGAAACUCAAGAUGUAGAAUGUCCCUUCAUGUUUAAUUAAAAAUAAUUUGGUCUUUC
Molecule: messenger RNA, 3359 nt
Organism: Neofelis nebulosa (Clouded leopard)
Lineage: Eukaryota; Metazoa; Chordata; Mammalia; Carnivora; Felidae
Gene: AVPR1A
Product: arginine vasopressin receptor 1A
Exons: 2
Coding region: 793-2058 (421 amino acids)
Biological process (GO): G protein-coupled receptor signaling pathway; positive regulation of vasoconstriction; regulation of systemic arterial blood pressure by vasopressin
Cellular component (GO): membrane
Molecular function (GO): vasopressin receptor activity; peptide binding
Source: RefSeq, a predicted model, not a curated record